This is a messenger RNA of Plasmodium vivax (malaria parasite P. vivax), 5541 nucleotides long. RefSeq names its product WD domain, G-beta repeat domain containing protein. Lineage: Eukaryota; Apicomplexa; Aconoidasida; Haemosporida; Plasmodiidae. The record is from RefSeq and is a predicted model, not a curated record. Gene Ontology annotation, molecular function: protein binding. The transcript is spliced from 6 exons. The coding region runs from base 1 to 5541 and encodes 1846 amino acids.
AUGAAUAAUAACAAGAAUAGCAAUUUCGGCAAAAACAACGGCAGUAACAAUGGCAACAAUAAUGAGAACUACAACAACAUCAGAAACAACUCCAGCGGCAUGGUAGGCGGCAAUUUGAAUGUCCCCCCCGGCAUGGGCGGGAUGGGCAACAUGAACGGGAUGGGUAACGUCAACGGGAUGGGCAACAUGAACGGGAUGGGCAACAUGAACGGGAUGGGCAACAUGAACGGGAUGGGCAACAUGAACGGGAUGGGCAAGCUGCACGGCAACAUCAGCAAGAUGCACGGGAAUUUAAAGAACAUGUCCAGCAACCUCAACAGUUUGGCGAACAAUAUGAAGCACAGCAUGUCUGGCAAUGCGAAUGGCAUGCCAGGCGGUAUGGGAAGUAUGCCAGGCGGUAUGGGCAGUAUGCCAGGCGGUAUGGGCAGUAUGCCAGGCGGUAUGGGCAGUAUGCCAGGCGGUAUGGGCAGUAUGCCAGGCGGAAUGAGCAAUAUGUCAAGCGGCAUGAGCAAUAUGCCCAGCGGAAUGAACAACAUGCCCAGCGGAAUGAACAACAUGCCCAGCGGAAUGAACAACAUGCCCAGCGGAAUGAACAACAUGCCCAGCGGAAUGAACAACAUUAGUAUCAUGCGAAGCGGGGGGAAGCCCCCAAUGAGUAACCUAAACUCCAAAAUAAACAUCAACAGUAGCGUUAACAUGCAGACGGACAUUAAUUUGAAGAGCAGAAUCAAAAUGGGCAGCUCGGACAUUGCAAGUGCCAACAGAAAUAUGAACAGCGUUUUCAGCAAAGGGAAUAAUAAUCUAAGGGAAAAUAUAAUGAACAAUUUAAACUAUAAUUACAAUAAUGUGAAUUAUAACAACAUGAUGAAGAGCAAUAUAGAAAUGAAUAAUAAAAUGUUAGGUGGGGAAAAUGUAGGGAAACCUCCCCAAGAUAGUAAUGGCGCGAAUAAAAAUGCAGAUAAUUUUUCUAAACGAUUUAAUAGUAACAAAAUGGUUGUACAAACCAGUGUGAAUAACAAGCACUAUCGCAAUUCUGAUGGAAGCAAUAUGAACAGGUUCUACGUGAAUGAUAUGAAAAAUGUGGAGAGCAAUAUGAUCCCAUUAAACAACAAAAUGAACAAUGUUAAAGACAGCCAAAGCAGCGCUAUGCCCCAAUAUAGGGAAAACGAAUACCUAGGAAAUGUUUAUAAAAAUAGGGAUAAGUAUUUGUUAGGUAAGAGCGAAAAGGAUAAUUUGUACAUGUCGUCUAAGCAGUUGAGUGGCUUGAGCUCUGGGGGCACCCCCGGCGGGGGAGCGCCCGGCAGUGGCACGAUCAGCGGUGGCACUAUCAGUAGUGGCACCAUCAGCGGUGCAACCGGCAUGAGCAACGCCGCUGCCCAUGGGAGAAAUUUGAAAAGUUUGGACAGCCCCCCAAUGUACAACCCCUUGAAUAUAACCCCCAUGGGCGCCAAAACGAAUAUGAACAAGGUAUUCACCUUUAACCCAAACGAUAAGGGCAACUUUCACGCGGAAACCUUGGCCGAUGGGAAGCUCAACAACCAGGAGAAGGACGCGGACUACAGUCACAUGAACAAAACGGUUAAUAUGAUGUUUAACGAGCAGGCGAAUUAUGGCCCCUAUGGGGUGAGCAGCGCCAACCACCAUGGAGGUGGCAGUCUGCAAGGAAGUGCCAACCAUCACGGAAGCGCCAACCAACACGGAAGCGCCAACCAACACGGAAGCGCCAACCAACACGGAAGCGCCAACCAACACGGAAGCGCCAACCAACACGGAAGCGCCAACCAACACGGAAGCGCCAACCAACACGGAAGCGCCAACCAACACGGAAGCGCCAACCCGACGGAACCCCCCCCCAGCAGUGCAAAACCCUUUUUCGCUCCACCGAACGCCCUAUUAGACACCAAAACGUACAACAAAAAUGUGGAAAAUUUAAAGGAGCACAAAAACGGGAGCGAGGACAAACAAGUGAGAUACAACAAUUUAAUCGAGGGGAGUAACCCGAACAAGGGUCCCAUCCCCGAAAACGCUAGCAUGGCUCCAUCUCCCUUUGGGAAGAUUAGCACCAAGAAGCAGAAGAUGAGCAUGAAGACUGGCGAUUCGUCCAAUAGCCCCAUUUCAAGUGGAGUCAUGCCAAGUAGUAACAAUCACGCGAAUGCCCCCACCAAAAUUGACAGCGCGGAUGCGUACAAAUUUCACAUGAAUAAGGAGAAGCUAAAUGGGAAGGAAGCUCCCAAUUUUGCAAGCCCAGUGAAUAUUCUAAAAGAUCACCUGAAAGAGAACAACAAAGCCAAGUAUACCUCCGUAAAGAGGUACGCCAAUCACAGCAAAAUUAUGAAGCAAGCAGACCAAGCAAAAAAUGGGAUCCCCGCAAUGAGCAAAAUGGACGCAGAUUUAGUUAACAAAAAAGGAAAUGAUAAUGAUGGUACUACAACAGGGGCUAUCAUAAAUAUGAAUAAAAGUAAACCCUAUGAGGAAACGAAAAUGGAUAACAAUGGUGUUCCUUUGGACAAGCCAGGAAAUAAUUCCGCCCAUUUUAAUGGAGACCCAUCGAAUGAAAAUAAUAUCAACACGUCUAAUCUGGCUAGCGGCGCGGGAGGAGCCACCACCAGCAGUAGCACUCCCUAUAGUACUGGCAUGCACAACGGGAGUAUGAGUAGCGGAAAAAAUGCCGUAAAUGGAAACGAAAUGGAUACACUAAGGCCAUACAACUCUAAUGCACAAGCGGAACAUAAAGGCGAUGCUGAGAAUUUGAAAAAAACAGAACAAGUUGAGGAGAAAAAAAGGAAAAAGAAAAGAGAAAAGAAGGAAGAUAAAAAGGAAGAAAAGGGAAAGGAUAAAAAUACCGAAAUGAUUAAGGAUGAGAAAGGAGGAUUAUUAUUCCCCUUUGAUCAAAAUCUCAAGGGGAAAAAAAAAAAUUUGGAUUAUAAUAAUUAUCUGUACAACAUGAGUGAGAACAGCGAACAGGGCGUUUUUAGUAGCACAGGGCAGAGCGCGCUGCACACGGCGGAUGACUACAUGAGCAGCAGAGGGUUGAGUGCAACCCCCGGUGGAAGCAUGCUUAGGAACGUGCACCUGGAUAUGCAAAUGGGUGCCCCUAUGGGUGCACCGCAAAACGCAUCGCAAAGCGCGCCACCGAAUGAGGCCCGCAACUUACCCGCAAACGUGAAGGACCAAAACCACCUGCACAACAAAAAAAACAUUCUUUUCGAAAAUUACGGGGCGAAUAAGAAUGCAGCAAAUAUGUUCGUGGACAGGGACAACAGUAUGCUAAAUCGAAUGGACUUCCCAAACGAAAACGAUUUGAGGGCAUCCAAAAUGAAGAAAAAUUUGAGUGACCUCUACAGUGCAGGGAUAACACCCCUUACACCUGAGCAGUUCGAAAAAGACAGAAAAUUGAUAGCCCUGACCAGACUUUUUGGAGACGUAAUUGACGAAAAUGAAAACGUGGCAAGUAGCAAAAUGGAUGACCGAGUGAUGGAAAAUAAGCCGCCAUAUUCACCAACAUCCCCCACCUUUAGAAAUAAUGCUCCACAUAAUUUAGAAUUAUUAAAAAAUAUGUCCCUGGAUACUUUACUAAAUAAUUUAAAUAUAGAUAGAGACGUCCUAGACAUACUGAAGGAAAAAAUAAAUAAUAUUAACAGAAAUAUUAAUGUGACUAUACGAUCAGCAGUUCCACGUGAAGCGCUAGUAGAGCCAAAAGGAGAAAGAGAAAAUUUCGAUUUAGCAAAAUUGAUAACCUUCUUUGAUGAUUUUAUAAAUUGGUAUGAAAAUAAUUUAAUGCAAAUAAAACUGCAGCUACAGAAUGUUUCCUUCUGUUUGCUGCUGGAAAUUUUUAUACUCAUAUUAACAAACAGCUAUGGGCACAUUUCCGAUUUUAAGAAAAAAUAUUUAAACAAAUUUUCUGCGUACGAACCGGUGACCAAGUUUCUGUCCACUUGUGUUAACCUGAGCCAGGUGUUUGAAAUAUCUCUUGUUCGCUUUAAGGAGAAGAAUGCCAAGCACGUCGUCCACAUGACCAAGCUGGGAAAGAAGUCCCUGUGGCAGUACCUAACCGUGUACGGAGGCAUUUCGCUGUACAAUUUGAUUACGACCAAAAUUAAAAUCGUAGAAAUCGAGGACCCGGAGAGGAAUUUUAACUUCUUCAAUUCGUUCGUUUCGGCCAACUUUCUCUACAACGCAAAGUUCGAGUUUCCCGUUAUGUGGUCCUUGCCGCCUAUUUAUUUGGCGAAGGACGAAAUUGCUGAGGACGAAAGCAACAAACCCGGAUGCGAAAAGGAGGAAAACCACUACGUGCCCAACGAAAGCAGUGACGCCUUUUACUACUACAAGCAUAUUUUGAAAUUGCAGAAGAAGAACCGACUAAGGGUGACGAAAAACAGAAUGCCCAGCAUGCUGUACUACUGCCUGAACAAUUGCAGCGACAUGACGUGUGCGGAAAUUUCAGGCCUUGAUGGAUCCUUUGUCGCCACGGCGCAUUCGAAUAACAUAAUCAAGUUGUGGAACAUCAAACAGUCCCAAGCGAACAAAAUAAGAAAAAAAAAAAAAGAAAUGGAAAAGAUUAAUAAAGGGGACAUAAACGAUACGAUGAAAAGGAGACAUUAUCAUUUAGAAGAAAAUAAUGCCACGUCCAUAGACUUAGAUUAUGAUGAAGAAAAUGAUGGAAUUUGCAAAUUGUAUGGAAAUAUUCAUAACGUUACGAGCCUACGUUUUGGUGAAUCGAAUAAAAUAUUACUAUCGGGAAAUGUUAAUGGGGAUGUAUAUCUCUACAGCACUGUAAGUAAUAAAAAUUAUGUCAAGUAUGUGGGUGGGCACACACCUAUAUGGUCUCUCGACACGGCCUUCUUAGGCUACUUCUUUUGCUCCAGUGAAGAUGAUGGCAAUUUGAGGAUCUACUCCACCAACAGAACAUACCCCUUUAUUACUUACACGUAUAACUGCCCAGGAAACGUUUCCAAAUAUCACUACAACAGCACGCUUGUGGCUUGUGGCUACUACGACAAUUACGUACACCUGUACGACGUCCGAGUAAACUCCUUUAUCAAGAGAUUCAAAAAUAACUACCCAAGCAACCAGGGAGUCACUUCCUUGAGUUUUUCCAAAAAUGGAAGGCUGCUGUCGUAUGCAGGUGGCUACACAAAUAACAUCAAUUUAAUCGAUUUGGCAAUGGACAAAUUUAUUGACGUGGAACCCAAAGUGGCUGUUUCAGCGGAGCCCUACCACAAUGAGGCCGAGUAUACCCAACCCUCCAAUCCGCUUGACACCUACUUAGAUGCAAAUGUGCUAAACGUAACAAAUGAGGCAACACCAAAUGGCAGGGCUCCACUUGGCACAGAUUUAAACUCGUUUGAGGACAAAAUUUUAAGCAUCGACUUUAGCUAUGACAAUAACUUAUUAGUUUCCAUGUCUUGUAAUAACCUCAUCGAUUUUUACAAUUGCUCCAAAGAUAAAACAUUCGACGGAGAAAAAGAAAAUCAAAUUGGAAAAGUCCCAAAGCAGAAGGAACCGCCCAUAUGUCAAACUGUCCAGAUCGUACGGCGUUAA